Molecule: messenger RNA, 1326 nt
Organism: Naegleria gruberi
Lineage: Eukaryota; Heterolobosea; Eutetramitea; Acrasida; Naegleriidae
Exons: 1
Coding region: 1-1326 (441 amino acids)
Source: RefSeq, a predicted model, not a curated record
AUGCCAAAACACAACAAAUCUCUCACCACAUCCAAAUCAAUUCCAUCAUCGGAAGAACACUCGGGAAUUAAAAAAAAGCAAAAUACACAAACUGUCUUGGUUAAUUCCAUCAGAAAGAAAAAAAUAGAAAGAGCCAUCAAGAAUGAUUAUGAAACUGAGAAGGCUAAAAAGGAAGAAGAUAAGAAUGAUUUUCUCUCCAAGAUGAGUGAAGACUAUAAUCCAACAUCAACGGAAGGUCAAUUCGAAAUGAUGAGAGGCUUGAUGAAAAAGACAACUAAAAAAUCAGGUCUUGAUAUCUUUGAUGAUGAUGAGGAAAUGGAAGAAUCUAAAAAGAAGGAUGAGGAACCAAUUGAUGAAAAUCAUCUUGUAAAAACUAGUGAACAACAAGUUUCAAUUUUGGAAAAAGUCUUGUCGAAAAAGAAGAAAUCCGAAGAACUCAAGAAAAAGUAUGAAAAGAAGGAAGCUAUGGAAAAGAUUGCUUUGGAACAAUUACCAUUCUCAAAGAGUACUACCAAGUCAACAACCACUCCAUCAUCAACAUCAGCAACAACAACAUCAAGUGUGAAAUCAACAACAACAACAACAACAACAGACUUUAUUCCACUUGCUGUUCCACAAACAGAAGUUAAAUCCAUUGAUAAGGAUUUACCUUUCGUGAAGGCACCAAUCUCUAAAACUAUUUGCUUGCAUUGUGAAAGAGAAAGAACCAUCAGGGGUUUAAUGAUCAAAUAUGUUAUUGUCACCAACGAUCAAGAUGAAGUUAUUUAUCAUGCUGCUUCAGAAGAUACACUCCGAGCCAUUGCUGAAGAUAAAGAAGCAGUAGCCUCAUCAACACAGGCAAAUAUUUCUCUGGGAGAGGUCACUUACUCACUCCUCACUAUUCGUGAACAUUUGAGUAAGAUUUUCAGAAAAACUUUUGUAAUUGUUGGUUACACAAUUUACAAUGACAUGAUUGGUAUUUUUGGUCCAAGAAAUAUUCGUGAAUUCCAAAGUAAAUUGAGAGAUGUCGGUAUUGUGGAUCCAAACACAGAACAACCACUCGAUAGAUCCAUGCUUACCAAUGUAUCCGUACUCUUGAGCAAAUUGCUUGGUCUCAACAAUACCAAAAAGAUGACUCGUAUCGAAAACACAACCAAUAUCUAUAAGGCUUACAAAUUGCAUUCCAAGAUUUUUGACAAGUAUUCAAAACAAUCUUCACUCGAUUUAUUAGGAUUUGAGGAAAGACAAUUAAUCAAGAAGGAAAAGAAAGUUCAAUACCAACAAAAAUACAUGACUGCAAUCAAUGGCAGUAUUGACAAUAUUCUCUCUCAAAUGAAGAAUAAAUAA